AUGACCUGUUCAUUUCACCCAUUCCCACGACUGCCCAUCGAGCUUCGGCUGCAAAUCUGGGACGCAGCAUGUCUUUCCUACGAUCGUCAAAAAACCGGGAUGCAUUACAUUGACGUCGAGCCCAGUGCUGACGGCAAUACGCUUCUGGCCUAUCAUAGAUCGACGGCGGACGCUAUCGAAGGAGAUGGCGAAUCGGCCUGCUUGGUACACGCGCUACGUUCAGCGUGCACAGAGUCACGGAAGGCUGUAUCAAGAUACUGGCGCAACUACCCCUAUGGCAAUCUAUCCCUCCCCCCUGGGAGAAUCCGCAUGCGCGAGAAUGAAGGGGUUUGGGAUGCUCCUGUCUGUCCAUCUGAGGAUGUCUUCUGUAUAAAGUCAAAGAACUGGGAAUGGAAAGCUCCUGACGGAAAUCAUAAGCCAAUGCGGGUAGUGAUCCCAAACUUCAGCCCUACAGGACCCCAGGACGUAUGCAUCAGAAGAAUCGCAUUUGAGUUUGACUCCGCCUGGAAUGUAGACCUUCCAGGAAACUACCACGAUCUGGCAUCAGAGAACUCUGCCCGGGGAUACUUUUCACGUUUUUUCUACAGAGCGUUCUUUAAGUAUGCUACUGAGCUGGAGGUUUACCUGGUUGAAAAGUCUGGUCAAUGGACAAGCUACCUUCCCAAGUAUCAGAUGAAUCAGAGCUCGUGUUGCAAGGAUUACGAUACAGAUUAUGCUCUAGUGCAGCCGUACUACAGAUGUGUUCGGUGCAAAGAUUGGCACGAAUCCGAUGGAGCUUUUGUAAACGUCAGAAGCUUCAUAGACAAGCUUGAAGAGCUUUGCGAGCUCUGUGAACCGGAUCGUCCCAAAACAAAGCACGAUUACUACAUUGACUCGCCAGUUAUACGACUAGACUAUCUAUCAACCGAUUGCAUCCGAUAUAUCGCUCGUUUGGACAAGAGAACCGAGGAUUGUGUGGGACCGCAAGUUAGCACGAAUCUUCCGUUGCUACGACCUUACUUUGUCUGGCCUUAA
Molecule: messenger RNA, 1014 nt
Organism: Fusarium mangiferae
Lineage: Eukaryota; Fungi; Ascomycota; Sordariomycetes; Hypocreales; Nectriaceae
Exons: 1
Coding region: 1-1014 (337 amino acids)
Source: RefSeq, a predicted model, not a curated record